AUGGCUGGCAAUGUAGUGCAGUUUCUCAGACUUCCUGUUCUGGCGUCAUCCGGCCUGGCCAUUCUAGCUAGUGGCAUCCUCUAUUUCAAGCAGAAUGAAAUAAUCUACCCCCGCAAUGUUCCUCUUGGUUCGCGCACUGAAGUCCUCAAUCCCUCGGAUUUUGGAAUGAAGGACUAUGAGGAUCUUCGAAUUCCAACCCCUGAUGGCGAAUCUCUUGCAGCACUCUUUAUUCGCCCUUCCAACAAGCGCCCUCCCAAGCCGAAAUUCACGAUACUCAUGUUCCAUGGCAAUGCCGGAAAUAUAGGCCACCGUCUCCCCAUCUCUCAGGCUCUGGGACAGUGCCUCAACUGUAAUAUCUUGAUGCUCGAAUAUCGCGGCUAUGGCCUGUCAACUGGAACUCCAGAUGAACAGGGUCUGAAAAUUGACGCCCAAACCGGCUUAGAUUAUAUCCGGCAGCGAGCCGAAACAAGCGGCACAAAGGUUCUCAUCUACGGUCAGAGCAUCGGCGGUGCAGUGGCGAUUGAUUUGACUGCGAAGAACCAACAUCAAGGAGAUGUUGCUGGAUUGAUUCUAGAAAACACAUUCUUAAGUGUGAAAAAGAUGAUUCCGAGUGUUUUCCCAGCUGCGAAGUACGUCACUCGCCUUUGCCACCAAUACUGGGCUAGCGAGGAUGUUCUGCCCAAAAUCACAAAGGUCCCGAUUCUGUUUUUAAGUGGACUAAAGGAUGAAAUUGUCCCCCCGGACCAUAUGGCCCAGCUCUUUUCGAUUUGCAAAGCCAGCACCAAGGUUUGGCGCAUGUUCCCAAAUGGUCACCACAAUGAUACCGUUGCUGAAUCUGGCUACUUUGAUCACAUUUACUCGUUUGUGAUGGAUUACGUUAUCGACGAUUGA
Paracoccidioides lutzii Pb01 is the source of this 891-nucleotide messenger RNA. Its product is annotated as abhydrolase domain-containing protein. The record is from RefSeq and is a predicted model, not a curated record. The transcript is spliced from 4 exons. Gene Ontology annotation, cellular component: membrane. The coding region runs from base 1 to 891 and encodes 296 amino acids. Gene Ontology annotation, molecular function: palmitoyl-(protein) hydrolase activity.